This is a messenger RNA of Talaromyces amestolkiae, 1083 nucleotides long. RefSeq lists its product as uncharacterized. The transcript has 3 exons. NCBI's taxonomy places the organism in Eukaryota, Fungi, Ascomycota, Eurotiomycetes, Eurotiales, Trichocomaceae. The coding region runs from base 1 to 1083 and encodes 360 amino acids. The record is from RefSeq and is a predicted model, not a curated record.
AUGGCCCCCUUACUUCACACCAAGCGGAAAGCUGAAGACGAUCUUCAGGCACAUUUAGCACAGCGAUCGCAUCGCGAUUGUGUCGACCAGCCUUCAGUAGUUGGGAGAAUUGCCGAGGAAGGCUCGCUCAAUUUCAUCAUUCGAAACAAUGACCCUCGGCGCCUCUACGUGAGACCCAUAGCCUGGACGUCGGAACACUUGCAACUUUUGGAUUGUAAGUUUGUAUUCGAGAAUGUGAUUCUGGAUAGAGAGGUCAAGCAAGCCUCAACUAUUGGUGGGAAAGAUAGCUCGUCAAGCCAGCCUAUGCGCUUAGGACUGUCCCCGUACGCAAAUCAUGUGAAAACAAAUCUCUUAGAACGAACUGAACCAGAAAUCAAAACAUGUCUUUGCCAGUCAAUCCUCGAGGCUUACAAUAUACAUCCUCAAGGAUCGAAAUACCUUCCGUUUCGCUUCAACCUCCGAAAAAUUGCACAACUUCCAACGGAGGGUGUCUUCGCGUCCGGUGCUGGUCCUUCAAGCCUCGCCUACAUCUCUUUUGAGACCAUCCAAGACAUUCGCUAUCAUCAUUUCCGCCGUGUUAAAGGAGCCGCUCAUCCCUUCACCGCCAAAGUGCGGCAACGUCUGUGGGACAUCGAGUCUCCUCAUCUGGCCCGAGAUCCAUAUCUCGUUGCAAUUCUCAUCGCUCUGGCCCAGGGUCAGAAGCGGGAUCAACAGCGCAGGGGGGGAGAUACAGAUAAGACAAAGCAUGUCGCAUUGUCAGAGACAAGUAGACUCUCUUGUCAAACUUUGGAAUCGAAGUGUCAAGGCAUAAUUCAGUCGUUCAAGGUACAGGUUCUCGCCGUUUACGGUGCGACAGCGCAGCAUUUUUAUGUCUACACCGCUAUCAUUUCGGCGGAGUUCCUUGACAAGUUCGACAAACCAUGGCAGUGCUCAUCAGAGUGUCCCGUCGUGGUGGAAUAUCAUCGCAUUCCUGUUAGGGAGGAACUGUCUCUGGAAAUGUUGCAUCGUAUUCUUUGUCCUGGUUCAUGCGAAUUCUGCACUGGCAAAGAUCCACUGAACCGUUGCCGGAGUCGAGAGCCUUGA